AUGAUGGUAGCACUUGGCCGAGCGUUGAUGUUCAGCAGUCAUCAAAGAGCUGCCGUUCGUGUGCCGCUGUUAAGGUUCUACCAAGAGUUACAUGUCUUUACGGAACGAGCGAUUUUUGAUUGCGCUCAGACGGUGGAGGCUGUCGAACGAGCGCGCCUUGAAUAUCGAGGAAGUCUGUUGUGGAUGAAGAAGACCAGUGAAGAGCUCGAUCCCGACACGGACGGCCAGCUGGAGAAGUUUCGUGAAGCGCAGUCAGCGGUUCGAUUGAACAAGGAGAAGCUUGACAAGCUCAAAGUUGAUACUCUACAAAAGGUUGAUCUGUUGUCCGCAUCUCGCUCGAACCUGCUCUCUCAUCUGCUCGGGAAAUAUCUAGAUAUGCUGUGUGCCUUUUACGAGAGAACGUGUCGCGCUUACUCGGCUCUUUCAGCAAAUUUGUCCACGUUUCAACAUUAUGAAUUCGAAAUUCUAACGGAUUUAAUAGAACCAUCGAAAAAAGUAGCCAGAAAAGUACGACAGGCGAGCUUGGACAAGGAAGCCCGAGAAGCCGAGUAUUCACGUGUAGCAAACGAACCGGAAUCAGAAGAGCCGGUGGAAAACCUGCUCAACUUUGAUGACGAGCCAGAAGGCUCACUCAAGAAGUACCUUUUUGGACGAGAAAGCCCGGUUGAGGCUAAGGUCGAGGAAACGGAUGAGGAACGACCAGAGAGUCCGCUUGGAUUAGCAGACUUCGAGUCAGAACCUGUUGAAGGUGAACCGCCACAGUCCAGUAAGAUUUAUAUUGGCCCCUUGCCGCCCACUUUGAUAGAUACGGAAGCCGAAGUUCCUCUGCUGGCUCCUCCUCCUCGAACUGUGCUGUCGCAACCGUCUUCGUCUGUAGCUAGGCCGCCUUCACAACUCGAAGGCAAAACUGACGAUUCCGGCUAUUCUGUGCAAGACCUGUUCCCAUUGGUGGGGCAGACUAAACCUGAAGUUUCUAGUCAAGAUGGCAUUAUUGAUCUCCUUGGUGCUCCGUCGUCGCAAUUUCCGAAUCCGUUCGAUGAAAGCAAAACGACGGUU
Molecule: messenger RNA, 1056 nt
Organism: Ostertagia ostertagi
Lineage: Eukaryota; Metazoa; Nematoda; Chromadorea; Rhabditida; Trichostrongylidae
Source: the annotation of a GenBank genome assembly